Trematomus bernacchii (emerald rockcod) is the source of this 2403-nucleotide messenger RNA. RefSeq names its product calpain-2 catalytic subunit-like. Gene Ontology annotation, biological process: proteolysis. NCBI's taxonomy places the organism in Eukaryota, Metazoa, Chordata, Actinopteri, Perciformes, Nototheniidae. Gene Ontology annotation, cellular component: cytoplasm. The record is from RefSeq and is a predicted model, not a curated record. Gene Ontology annotation, molecular function: calcium ion binding; calcium-dependent cysteine-type endopeptidase activity. The transcript is spliced from 21 exons. Bases 92 to 2194 code for a protein of 700 amino acids.
GCAUAUUCUACACAAAGCCUGUCUAUCCACACACACAGACCCGCUGGGAGACAGUCGUAGAUAGUCAGAGAUUUUUUAGAGUUAAAUAAAAAUGUCUGGCAUUGCAUCUAAACUUCAGCACAACCGAGAGAAAUCCCAAGGGAUAGGAGCCAACUCUAAAGCGGUUAAAUACCUGAACCAGGACUUUGAAUCGCUGAGGAACAGCUGUCUGGAGAGAGGGCAGCUUUUUCAGGAUGACUGCUUUGAGCCUCUGCCAUCAUCCUUAGGCUUCAAAGAUCUGGGACCAAAUUCCUACAAAGUUCAGGGCAUCCAGUGGAAAAGACCAAGGGAGUUGUGCUCCAAACCACAAUUCAUAAUUGAAAAUGCUUCCAGGACUGAUAUCUGUCAAGGAGCACUUGGUGACUGCUGGCUCUUGGCAGCUAUUGCCUCCCUGACUCUCAGCAAACAGGUUUUGUCUCGUGUUGUCCCCCACGAUCAAAGCUUUGAGAAGAACUACGCUGGCAUUUUUCACUUUGAGUUCUGGCAGUUUGGUGAGUGGGUGGAUGUGGUGGUUGAUGACCGCUUGCCCACCAAAGAUGGAGAGCUGCUGUUUGUUCACUCAGAGAAGAAUUCAGAGUUUUGGAGUGCGCUGCUGGAGAAGGCCUACGCCAAGAUUAAUGGAUGCUAUGAGGCUCUUUCUGGAGGCAGCACCAUUGAGGGUUUCGAGGACUUCACUGGAGGCAUUGCUGAGAGGCAUGAACUGGGGAAGGCAGGGCCCCGACUCUUCAAAACCAUUAAGAAGGCCUUGGAUAGAGGGUCGCUUCUGGGAUGCUCCAUUGAUAUUACCAACGCGUCGGACUCAGAAGCCGUCACAUAUCGCAAGCUGGUGAAGGGCCAUGCCUACUCGGUGACAGGAGCGGAGCUGGUGGAGUAUAGAGGAGACCGGGUGCAGUUGAUCAGGAUUAGAAACCCAUGGGGUCAGGUGGAGUGGAAUGGAGCCUGGAGUGACAAGUCUUCUGAGUGGAGAUAUGUGAGUGACAGUGACCGGGACAGGCUGAUCAAGCGUUGUGAGGACGGGGAGUUCUGGAUGUCAUUUUCAGACUUCCUGCGCCAAUAUUCCCGCCUUGAGAUCUGCAACCUGACACCUGAUGCCCUCAAAGAUGACAAGUUCCAGAAAUGGGCGGAGUCAGAGUUUGAAGAAACGUGGAGAAGAGGCGUGUCAGCUGGUGGUUGCAGGAACUUCCCAAAUACCUUCUGGAUGAAUCCUCAGUUUGUCAUAAAGCUGGAAGAGGCGGAUGAUGACUCUGAUGAUGGUGAGGAUGGCUGCACCUUCAUCGUGGGCUUGAUGCAGAAGAACAGACGCCGUAUGAAGAAAAUGGGGCAGGACAUGCAGACCGUUGGCUUUGCCAUCUACGACCUGCCUAAGGAGUACUAUGGCCAAAAGCAAGUGCACCUGAAAAGAAACUUCUUCGUGCGCCACGCUUCAGCUGCGCGCUCCGAGACCUUCAUCAACCUGCGAGAAGUUUGCAACCGCUUCUGUCUUCCUCCAGGCGAAUACCUCAUCAUCCCCUCCACCUUUGAGCCCAACAAGAAUGGAGACUUUUACGUGCGGGUGUUCUCUGAGAAACCGGCCUCAUUCCAAGAGAUAGAUGAUCCUGUGGACUGCCAUGUUGAGCAGAUUAACAUUGAUGAAGAUGACAUCAGUGACAGAUUCAAGAAACUGUUUGGACAGCUUGCCGGAGCUGAUGUGGAGAUUUCUGCAUUCGAGCUGCAGAGAAUCCUCAACCGAGUGGUGGGGAAGAGAGAGGACAUUAAAACCAGUGGGUUUUGCCUGACGACUUGCCGCAACAUGAUCAAUCUGCUGGAUAAAGAUGGAACUGGGAAGCUGGGAAUCGUGGAAUUUAAGAUCUUGUGGACAAAGAUUGAGAAGUUCCUGGAACUGUUCAAAAACAGAGAUGCAGACGAAAGUGGCUGUAUGAGCGCCUCUGAGAUGCGGAUGGCUGUUGAGGAUGCUGGUUUCUCUCUCAACAACUCUCUCCAUCAGAUCAUUGUGGCUCGCUACACUGAACCAAACCUCAGCAUUGACUUUGACAACUUUGUGUGCAGCCUGAUCCGCUUGGAGUCACUCUUCAACACCUUCAAGAUCCUGGACAAGGAUGGGUCUGGUGUGAUAGAGCUGGGUUUAAUGGAGUGGCUAAGUCUGUCGAUGAUGUAGAGGAGCUCCUCUGACUGUUAACUGAUGGAGAAUCAAGACAUGUGUUGAACAGAUAUCAUAUCUGAAUAUUAUGGAUAAGUGGAUUCAAGUUUGGAUUUGUAUAAAACCUAAUCAAUGUAUUGUGUGGGGGAAAUAAUUACUAUGGGUUUGAUUUUCCAGAAACAUAAUAAAACCGGAAUGUCACACAAAUGAGAAUCCUUUUAUUUGGA